CCUAGCCCUCAAAUAAUGACACCAGUUCAAGUUGCAGCUUGAGUCUGCUUGACCUUAACUUGCUCGCUUUCUUGAAAAGAAUGUCAUUCUCUUUUUUUUCCACUUCUAUAUGCAUCAUUGUAUUGACUGCUCUAAUCUUUUCAAAUGUAACGGGUACCUGUACAGAAGGUAGUAUAACAUUAUUUGGUAGUACAAGAGAAUAUGAAGGACUAGUAUCAGUUUGUUAUAAUGACACCUGGUCUGUUCUGUGUGCUGGUACUGACAGCAGGUGGAAUGUAGACACUGCCACCAUUGUAUGUAGAUCACUCAACUAUAAAGGAGCUGGCAUUAUAUUAAAGGAUCAUGGCUGGUCCAAUGGCACUUCUUCAUCAUUACCAGCUGUCCAGUUCACCUCCUCUCAGUGCACUGGUGGUACUGCUAACAUUAUCACUGAUUGUGCUAGUCUUGAGUCCAUUACUUAUUGUCCUGAACACCAAUACAGUGGAGUACUCUGCAGCAAUCCAGAUGCUACUGCAGCUGCUAAUGGAGAUACGGCUUUAUUUAGUUUCCUGUCCGCUAGUAAUUUAGGAUUACUGCUAAUCUAUUACAAUGGCAGCUAUGGUACUGUCUGUGAUGAUGAAUUCUCAAUGAAUGAAGUUCAAGUGUUGUGCACUGAGCUGGGAUUCAGCUCUGAUAAUGGAAUUGCAGUUUCAAGUGAGAAGUUUGUAUUCAUUCAAGAUGAAUUCCAAGUUUAUCUUGAUACCAUCCGUUGCCGUAGCUACAUAGACACGACCAUUGGUCGCUGCCUAAACGACGGGUUUCGUUCAACAAACUGUGACACAAUUGAAUCAGUUGGAAUCAUAUGCCAGGUUCAAGGUGGUUCCUGUAAGAAUGGUGAUGUUAGGUUAAUGGGCGGGACAAGAGCAGCUGGUCGUGUGGAGUUAUGUAUUGGAGGCCAAUGGGGGACCAUCUGUAAUAAAGGAUGGAAUGAUAAGUCCGCUAAUAGAGUCUGUAACCAGCUGGAGUAUAAGAAAGGAAGUGAGUGAGAGAGAGAGAGCAAA
Amphimedon queenslandica is the source of this 1040-nucleotide messenger RNA. Its product is annotated as neurotrypsin-like. The record is from RefSeq and is a predicted model, not a curated record. Lineage: Eukaryota; Metazoa; Porifera; Demospongiae; Haplosclerida; Niphatidae. The coding region runs from base 81 to 1025 and encodes 314 amino acids. The transcript is spliced from 6 exons. Gene Ontology annotation, cellular component: membrane.